This is a messenger RNA of Oikopleura dioica, 4308 nucleotides long. Lineage: Eukaryota; Metazoa; Chordata; Appendicularia; Copelata; Oikopleuridae. The record is from the annotation of a GenBank genome assembly.
AUGGUCAAAAGUCGAGAAAUGACGAUUGAGGACUUACAAGCCGGCAUUGACGAGGACGAUGCUAUCAUUAGAAAUAUGGAGAGAAAGCUCGGAAUCAAAAAGAAAAAGAAGAAGGAGCUGACUACGUCGGAUGAAAUAAGGGACUCGUUGAAGAUCUUUGGCGAUGAAGUCGUCGAAGAUGAUCUCGAAUCGGCAAAGAAAGCUGAAGAGGAAUCAGCAGGAGCAAAUACAAAUUUAGACGAAAGUUUUGAGGAAGAGGAUUUUUCAGGGGAUGAAUCAUUUGAUGAGUUCGACGAUGAUGCUUUCGAGGAAAACUCUGACGAAGAAGAAGUUGAAGAAGAUUUAGAUAGCGGGACCGCUAAGGAAAGUCAGCUUAUGGAGGGCGAUUCGGAACCCGAAAGUGACGAAGACGAUGGAGAAGAUGAACUGGAGGGCUUCGGCGAUGAACCAAGCGAUUCUGAUGGAGAAACCGAUGAAGAGAAUACUGAAAUAUUCCAAGCAAUUUACGGCGAGGAAUCUGAUUCUGAAGACAUGCCUCCUUCGAAAAAAGAUGAGAAAGAAACCUCUAAAGAAGUCACUCCAGAACAAGCGUCGAAGCCAGAAGUGAAAAAGUACAUUCCUCCAGCUCUUCGGGCUCAGAAUAAUGCUCUAGAAAGGCUUGUUCGAGGGCAUUUGAAUAAACUCUCGUCCUCGAAUCUCUAUGCGAUUGUACAAGAGUUCCAGUCGAUCUUCAGAAACAAUCCAAGAAAAGAAGUUUCUUCAAUAAUCACAUCCACAAUUUUCAAUCAAGUCAUUCAAUCAAGCCAAACUCCCCACUUACUGGUCGAAGACUACUCCUCAUUUUUGAUGUCAAUUCACUACCUUGUUUCUGAAGAAAUAACCGGAUUUUUCGUUGAAGACUUGAUCAACAAAUUCUUUGAGCUAAACGAAGAAAACUCGAUUGACAUGUUUAAGAUGAAGAAUUUACUGGCUCUGACUUGUACUUUGACGAGAUUGAAGUUGUUCAAUGUGAAGUUGGUUCUUGAGAUUUUCAAACAAUUUACGAAGCGAUUUUCGCCAGACGACAUCGAGUUCAUUCAACUGAUUCUGUUGCAGUGCGCGUUUACUAUUCGAAAAGAAGCUCCAGCGGAGCUGAAGUCUAUCAUCAUCGAUGUGCAUUCAAAAGUGAACGAGAAAUCGGACGAAAUCGAAUCUGUUGGAGGAUCUAGGGCAAAAUUUAUGUUGGAAAUGCUCCUCAACGUCAAGAACAACAAUUUGAAUGCGAUGAAAGCUCACCCUGGUUUUAUUGAAAGCGAGCGUGAUCAGAAUUGCAAGAAAAGGAUAAGAGCAGUUGUCGGUCAGGUCCAGAUCGAGCCAUUUUCCGCUGUUGGAUUGUCAGAUAUUAUUGAUAUUCCAAAGAGAGGAAGAUGGUGGCGAGUCGGUGCCUCAGUAACGGUUAUACGAAUGGCAUCUGCGGACAGCGUUUGCUACACGCUAAUAAACCCAAGUAGCGAAGCAGAGCUUGCCACAGAAUCCCAGCUCAAGGCUGAGAUCGAAGAUGUGAAGGGAAACGACAAAACUAAAGCUGCGGCGCUGAAAAAGCUAAUUAUCCAAACCCUCAAUGGCGAUAAAUUCUCCCCGACGAUGGCGAUCCAUGUUAUCAAAUAUCUCCUCCCCUCGCAAGACCAUCAUAUAAAGAAACUGUUACUGAUUUACUGGGAAAUCGCGCCCAAGGUCGACGAAGAGGGCAAACUGAGGCAUGAAAUGAUUCUCGUAUGCGAUGCGUACAGACGAGAUCUUCAACACCCGAACGAAUUCAUCAGAGGUUCAACCCUCCGAUUCCUUUGCAAGUUAAAGCAGCCAGAGCUUCUUGAGCCACUCAUGGAGCCGAUUAGAAGCUGUUUAGAGCACAGACACUCGUAUGUUCGCCGAAACGCCGUCUUAGCAAUUAAGACCAUUUAUGACAACUUCCCUCAUUUGAUUUCUGACGCGCCGGAGCUGAUCUCUGAGUAUUUGGCCCAAGAAAAAGACGCCUCUUGUAAGCGAAAUGCCUUCAUGAUGUUGAUACAGUGCGAUCGAAACCGGGCCCUUGCUUACCUAGAAACAUGCAUCGACCAAGUCCACUCCUUCAACGAUAUUCUACAGUUAGUCAUCGUCGAGCUCGUUUAUAAAGUUUGCCGCUCGGAAGCGUCGCAGCGAGGCCGCUUCAUUAGAUGUGUCUACAAUUUGCUCCAGUCUUCAUCAAACGCUGUCAGAUACGAAGCCGCCUGGACACUGACGACUAUGUCCUCCGCCCCGACAGCGAUCAAGGCAGCUGCCGCGUGCUACGUCGAGCUCAUUAUCAAAGAGUCCGAUAACAACGUCAAAAUCAUCGUCUUAGACAGACUGACAGAGCUCAAGGAACAGCACGAACGAGUCCUUCAAGAUAUGGUGAUGGAUAUCCUCCGUGCAUUGAGCUCUCCUGAUCUUGAUGUCCGAGAAAAGACACUCAAUCUCACGCUCGACCUUGUCUCAUCCCGAAACGUCGUCGAUUUAGUAAAAUUUUUGGAAAAGGAAGUUCAAAAGAGCGCGUCGGCACAAGGAACCGACGAUAAUGACAAAUACAGACAAUUGCUGGUACAAACGCUUCACAACAUCUCCGUUCGAUUCCCCGACAUCGCUUCACAAGUCAUCCCCGUUCUCAUGGACUUCUUGUCAGAUUCAAACGAGCUCGCCGCGGGUGACGUCACAAAUUUUGUCCGAGAGGCUAUUCAAAGAUACAGUACGCUCAAGCCACUCAUCAUUCAGAAGCUUUUGGAAGUGUUCCCUAGCAUCAGAAACUUGAAGAUAAUCCGAUCGAUUUUGUGGAUCCUUGGUGAAUACUGUGACGAGCACGACUCUAUCCUCGACUUCAUGAUCGAGCUCCGGAAAUCUAUCGGUGACGUGCCCAUCGUCGCCGCCGAGAUCAAGAAGGCAGCUGGCGAGGAAGAAGAGCAGGCCGAGGGCGAACAGACUGCUGAUCCAGCACCUAAGAAGAGCUCCGGCCCACGAGUCACCGCUGACGGCACUUACAUCACUCAAUCAGCCUUGGUUUCUGACAAGAACAAGGAAGAAUCAACCGCUCCACCACUUAGAAAUUUCCUUUUGGAAGGAGAGUUCGCUACUGGAUCUGUGUUGGCUACCACUCUUACUAAACUCGGCCUUCGAUUCACUCAGCUCACGGAUAACGACCGAAAGCGAAAUGCGUUCCUCGCCGAGUGUAUGCUCAUCAUGACAUCUGUUCUCCAUCUUGGACGAAGCGGCUACGCAAAGAAACCUAUCCCAGAAGAUGAUGCUGGCAGAAUCGUUGCAUGCAUCAAGGUCUUAUCAAAUCCAACUCCACAAACAACUCAAAUUUUCGCAUUCGAGUCUCGAAACGCUCUUUCAUCACUUCUCGCCUCCAAAGAGCAGUACAAAAAGCACAGUAACAAGAAAGAGAAGAAAAUUACAAAGAUCAAUCAGCCAGAUGAGCCUAUCAGUUUUGCCCAGCUCAUGGUUCGAGAUGGAUCCGAUCAGCUAGAAGACGAGCUUCAAAGCUCGCUGAUGGCUGCUGUCUCUGGCGGACCAAGCAAUCAGGAGAAGCAGAAUCCACUCUCGUCUAAACUCAACAAGGUGUUACAGCUCACUGGUUUCUCUGAUCCCGUUUAUGCCGAGGCAUAUGUCCAUGUUAAUCAAUACGAUAUCGUUCUUGAUGUUCUCGUUGUGAAUCAGACCCCAGAUACAUUACAGUCCGUCACAUUGGAAUUGGCUACUCUUGGUGAUCUCAAACUCGUUGAAAAGCCCACGCCACUUACGCUCGCACCACAUGACUUUGCUAACAUCAAGGCCUCGGUCAAGGUUACAUCGACUGAGAACGCGAUCAUCUUCGGUAACAUUGUGUACGAUAUCACAGGCUCUCAGUCAGAUAGAAACUGCGUUGUCCUUAAUGACAUCAAGAUCGACAUCAUGGAUUACAUUCAGCCCGCACAGUGCACCGACCAGGAAUUCCGCGAAAUGUGGUCCGCUUUCGAAUGGGAAAACAAAGUCACUGUCCAUACAAACAUCGCCGAUCUCCGAGAAUAUCUUCUUCACCUCGUCGGGGCUACUAAUAUGAAGUGCCUGACUCCGGAGCAAACGAUGAGCGGCAAUUGUGAAUUCUUAGCUGCGAAUCUUUACGCGAAAUCGAUGUUCGGAGAGUCGGCGCUCGCAAACUUGUCGAUUGAGAUUGGCAAAAAUGGAUUUGUCUUAGGUCACAUACGUAUUCGAGCAAAAUCUCAGGGAAUGGCAAUUUCGCUGGGCGACAAGAUCAACGACAGUCAAAAGAAAACGUGA